AUGAGCGACCAGCCUGGUCACGCCGCCGCGGCGGCGCCGUCCACGGGCCGCAUAUCGAAGAAGAGGCCCAAGGAGCUGUAUCCCAUGGUGCCGUGGAAAUACGACCUCUUCCUCUGGGUAAUGGGCGUGCUGGUCGACCUCUUCUUCCGCGAGGUCCACCCCCGAGGCACGUGGAAGGUUCCGCGGACCGGUCCCGUGCUCUUCGUCGCCGCACCGCAUGCCAACCAGUUCGUCGACGCCCUCGUCCUUUACCGAACCCUACGCAACGAGGCCGGCCGCCGCGUGAGCCUGCUUAUCGCCCAGAAAUCAGUUCACGGCUUCAUCGGCUGGGGCUCGCGCCAGGUCGGUUCCGUGCCUGUCGGCCGACCUCAGGAUGCCGCGAAGCCUGGCUCCGGCACCAUCUACCUGCCCGACCCCGACAACGACCCGACGCUGAUUCGCGGCGUCGGCACAAAGUUUGGCGAGGGCGAGGGCGAGGUCGGCGGCAUGCUGUUCCUGCCCUCGACCAAGGGCCACACGGGCGCCAGCAUUGACAUUGCCGAGAUCAUCAGCCCCGAAGAGAUCCGCAUCAAGCGCGCGUUCAAGGGCAAGAUUCCCAUGCGCCAGCUCACGGGCCGUGACGACGGUGCCGGCAGCGGCCUCUCGGAGGAGUUUCAGGGCACAAAGUACAAGCUCGCGCCCAAGGUCGACCAGACCAAGGUGUACGAGGCCGUCUUCAACCGCCUGGGACACGGCGGCUGCGUCGGCAUCUUCCCCGAGGGCGGCAGCCACGACAGGACGGAGCUCCUGCCGCUCAAGGCCGGCCUCGCCAUCAUGGCGCUGGGCGCCCUCGCCGAGGACCCCGACAUUGGGCUCAAGAUUGUGCCGGUCGGCAUGAACUACUUCCACGCGCACAAGUUCCGGUCGCGGGCUGUCAUUGAGUUUGGCGCGCCGUACGAGAUCCCGAAGCGCAUCGUCGACAUGUACCGCAACAACCAGAGGCGCGAGGCGAUUGGCGAGCUCCUCGACACGACGCACCAGAUUCUCAGCGCCGUCACCGUCUCGACACCCGACUACGACACGCUCAUGCUCAUCCAGGCGGCGCGGCGGCUCUACAACCCCACGGGCAAGAAGCUGCCGCUGCCGGUGGUCAUUGAGCUCAACCGGCGGCUGGCGCUGGGCUACGAGCGGUACAAGGAUGACGAGCGCAUCGUGCACCUGUCCAAGGCGGUCAAGGAGUACAACCGGCAGCUGCGCUACGUCAACCUGCGCGACCACCAGGUGCAGUACGGCAAAAUGUCGACGCCCAAGGUCAUUCUU
Verticillium dahliae VdLs.17 is the source of this 1299-nucleotide messenger RNA. Its product is annotated as glycerol-3-phosphate O-acyltransferase. The transcript has 2 exons. Gene Ontology annotation, molecular function: glycerol-3-phosphate O-acyltransferase activity; glycerone-phosphate O-acyltransferase activity. The record is from RefSeq and is a predicted model, not a curated record. NCBI's taxonomy places the organism in Eukaryota, Fungi, Ascomycota, Sordariomycetes, Glomerellales, Plectosphaerellaceae. The annotation marks the transcript as partial. Gene Ontology annotation, cellular component: endoplasmic reticulum membrane. Gene Ontology annotation, biological process: phospholipid biosynthetic process.